CGCGUGGUGGGAGGCCUCAAUAAAAGUCAGUGGCAGACUGAUUGUAAUUCAGAGUGGCGGUAGACUUCGGUACCAGUUCCCCGUACGGCCGCGUCCUUUCUCCGUGCCUCUUUUUCUCUUUUCGUUCUUCUUCGUUCUUGCGUGCGGUCCUUGGUGAUUUUUCAAAAAGAUUUUCUCCUCUUCCUCGAUAUCAAUCUCGUCACCGAUACGCGUACAAGAAGAAGUACAGCUCGAACGAGAACUUGGAGUCGAUCGUCGAUGAUCAUAGGUCCCAGAUCAACGCGACAGACGCGAGAAACCGAGGAGACGUUGCUCGACCACGUUCGACGAGGUGCGUGCCUCUACGAAAACUCGCGAGACUUCGUAAAGAUUAUCCGGCGAGCUACCUGCUUGGGAAACACACGAGAUCGAUAGUGUCGUGGCAACGACGUUUUAGACUGACCCUGUUGGCGAGUUGUUCCAACCUGGAAUAACUCGAUCCUGCACGUUUUCCCGCCAGGACAACCCAUUUUCGAUAAGAUUCAUGCUCGACACGGGCAACCGAGUGGCAAUCGAGCGAAGCUGGAAUUGUUUUUGGGAAGAAGAACGAUAGUUCGAAGAGGAAGAUCGGAGAUUUUGAAGGAUCGAAAAGACACGUGGAUCAUUGGUCGCGUCAUCUUGCGAUCAGCUGAGGCAUAAACGACCAACGAACGCGUGCGUGUAGUCAGUGACACCGGGGUGAAGGGACAUUUAUCUUGGACUUUGUGACAUUCACGGUGAUCGCCUGGCGCCUGAAGAGAUUUUGACAGAGGAAUUUUCAAAGUUUUCAAGUUACUGGACGAAGCAGCAGAAUGGCCAGGUGGAAUCGUAUGUUCGCAUGGGAAAGGUGUGUCGGAAGUGUCCUUUUGGCAACUCUAUUCGCCGUUUCGCACGUUAAAUCCGAGGAACAGAAGUCGACUGUAUCGCAGACUGCAGCUAUGAACUACCUGUCUCAAUUUGGCUACUUACAACCUAUCAAUCCAACAAGUGGUGGAAUUAUAUCUCAGGAUACACUCUCGAAAGCGAUCUCGGAAUUUCAAGCUUUUGCUGGAUUAAAUAUUACAGGUGACUUCGACGAUGAAACAUUUAAGCUAAUGGCAUUACCGAGGUGUGGCGUUAAAGACAAAGUUGGUCCUGGCUUUGGAAGAUCGAAGCGAUACGCUCUUCAAGGCUCAAGAUGGCGUGUGAAGAAACUGACGUACAAGAUCAGCAAGUAUCCGCGAAAUUUGCCACAGCACAAAGUCGACGACGAGCUGAACAAGGCGUUCAAAGUAUGGUCUGAAUAUACAGAUCUCGUUUUCAUCCAAAAAAAGUCGGGCCAGGUCCACAUUGAGAUUAGAUUUGAGAAAGGUGAACACGGAGAUGGAGAUCCUUUCGACGGACCUGGUGGCACUUUGGCUCACGCUUAUUUCCCCGUAUACGGUGGUGAUGCCCAUUUUGAUGAUGCAGAGCAAUGGACCAUCGACAGUUUCCGUGGCACGAAUCUCUUCCAAGUAGCCGCUCACGAGUUUGGUCAUUCCCUCGGAUUGAGCCAUAGCGACGUUAAGGCUGCUCUAAUGGCACCCUUCUAUCGCGGCUACCAACCUUAUUUCCAGUUAGAUGACGAUGAUAUUCAGGGUAUCCAGGCUUUGUAUGGAAAAAAAUCGGCAAAUAGUGGCGGCGUUCCAACUGGACCGAGAUAUGGAACCACUACUGCGUCACCGCCCAGCGAAGAAGACUCCGAGCUCUGCACGGAUCCAAAAGUCGACACUAUGUUCAAUUCUGCAGAGGGGCAUAUGUAUGCGUUCAAGGGUGAUCGUUACUGGAGAUUAACCGCGGAUGGUGUAGCAGUCGGCUAUCCUAAGCUCAUUUCACACUCAUGGAAAGGACUACCAGGAAACAUAGACGCUGCAUUUACAUACAAAAAUGGAAAAACUUAUUUCUUCAAGGGCUCGAAAUAUUGGAGAUACGUAGGCAAGAGAAUGGACGGAGAUUACCCGAAGGAAAUCAGCGAAGGUUUUACAGGAAUUCCAGAUAAUAUCGACACUGUGACUGUUUGGACCGGAAACGGCAAGAUUUACUUCUACAAGGGCGCCAAAUUCUGGAGAUUUGACCCUGCUCAAAAACCACCCGUGAAGAACACCUAUCCAAAAUUGAUCUCAAACUGGGAAGGUAUCCCAAAUAAUCUUGAUGCCUCGAUCGUUUAUCGUGGUUACACGUAUUUCUUCAAGGGAGAUGCUUAUUAUCGAUUCAAUGACAGAACCUUCUCCGUGGAUGUUGCUGAUCCAGCAUUCCCUAGAGCGACGGCGUAUUGGUGGUUCGGGUGCAGAUCAGCCAACAAGGGAACGUUAGGUAAUGUCCAAUGGCUUCACGAAAAUCCCGAAGAUAUAUUUCCGCAUGCUGGCAUCCUCACGCCCGAUGAUGGUGACCAUGAUAGUGACGACGAUGAGGUCGGAGACAUCAUUUUAGAUGCAGGCGAAACGGACGAGCAGCUAGUCACGUCUUCCAAUCAGGAUGCGGACUCUGCGGCGGGAAACGUUUCCACGGCAACGUCGAUAUCGUGGUAUCUUCCGUUCAGUUUGAUGACCAUGAUCUUCGCUAAAAUUGUUGCCACUACGUAAAAGAUAGGGACGAUUUAUUUGUUGAAGAUCAUAUAAAGCAAUGGGAUCAUCAACGAUGGGAAGUCCAGUAUAGUUAAUUAAUCACACGGACCAUUAAAAUGGGGAAAGUGAGACUCAAAGUGUGUCGUACACGAAAAAUGGAAACUGUGCCAAAAAAAUGGCAUUGUGCUAAUCGGCGCUCAUGAAUCGUGGGUGAUAAUCAUUUUAGGUCAACGAACGUGUUGAAGCGAGAUUCCGUUCGUUACUAUGUAUUUUAAUCUCUCAUGGAACAAUCAUUCCAAUUGAAGCAACGUUGCGCAUCUACAAUAGUUGUUUAAAAAAAGUUUGCUUCACUCUAGAUAAUAAGUAUUCUGCGCAGCAUGUUUUAUAAGAUGUGAUAAGAUUUUACACUUUGUUAAUCGAUCGUUUCGACGCAUCUUACAAGACAUGCUAUAUAUAUGUAAAAUACACAAAACAACAUGUAACAUAUGUUUAUACAUAAUAUUUUAAGUCACAUGCAAUAUUAUGUCAUCAAACCUUU
Messenger RNA from Bombus huntii, 3138 nucleotides. It is a transcript of the gene Mmp1, whose product is annotated as matrix metalloproteinase-14. Lineage: Eukaryota; Metazoa; Arthropoda; Insecta; Hymenoptera; Apidae. The coding region runs from base 831 to 2618 and encodes 595 amino acids. Gene Ontology annotation, cellular component: extracellular matrix. The record is from RefSeq and is a predicted model, not a curated record. Gene Ontology annotation, molecular function: zinc ion binding; metalloendopeptidase activity. The transcript has 10 exons. Gene Ontology annotation, biological process: extracellular matrix organization; proteolysis; collagen catabolic process.